Molecule: messenger RNA, 2966 nt
Organism: Culex quinquefasciatus (southern house mosquito)
Lineage: Eukaryota; Metazoa; Arthropoda; Insecta; Diptera; Culicidae
Exons: 4
Coding region: 8-562 (184 amino acids)
Source: RefSeq, a predicted model, not a curated record
CGACCGGAUGGUGACGAAUCAUGCUUGUUUGCACAAAUUUCCACACAUCAAGUCGCAUUUUCGCACCAGUUGUGGGUGGGUCUGUUUCGCGGAAAAAAAAAGAAUGGUUUCCCCCAAAACAUUGACCACGAUUGGGCAAGCCUUUGCCUAUUUGAUCAUUGUGACCGGGGCGUUUCAAUUUUCGAAAGCAGUGCCGCAGCUCGCGAAGGGCCCUAGAAGUGAUGUCCUCGUUGGGCUCAUUGGCAUGGGAUUUAACCUUGCAUGGAUUUGCAUGACGUUUGGUUGCAUCAUGAGCAUCAAGAAGAAAAAUUUGCAAUUUGCCAAAAUCUACUACAUUUUUUUCAUCGUGUGCAACGUCGUUGGCAUAGUACUGUACAUUAUUUCGCUUCACAUCGAGGAUGAUUCUCACGUUCAUUUGGAUGGUGUUUCAACAAGUGUGUGGGUGACAACCCUCAUCGUUGCAGUUCUUGCAUUGGCCAUGCUAGCUCUUGGCAUUUGGAUUCUGAAUGGCGUGAUUCGGUACAUAGAAACUGAAAAGGAAGCCCAACAAAUGGUCGCUUAAAAUGCCCAGGGAAUGCAAACGGAGCUCAUUGAAAUGACAAGGAAAUAAGAAAAAAAAACUUAAGUGUUCUUAGUGUAACCGAUUUCUGUAUGAAACCAUAAACGUUAAAUUGCUCUAUCAUCAAAACAAAGUGAAAAUUGUGUUAUUGCCAUUGAAUCUGCAUUUUGCAGUCAGAAAUUUACAUUGAUUAAGUAUGUGUUCAAAACUUGUUAAAGUUUUGAAUUUUAUAGUAAGUGAACCAUUGCCAGCUUCCCGUAUGGGAAAGGGAAAGAGUGCGCUGACAUUUCCAAAGUUAAUUUAGAGGCAAAUUUUACUCAAGGACGUCGAGGAUUCGAGGGUUCUGAUUGCUCCUAAACGACUCGCGACCACAAAUUGAAAGCGACAAAAAACUGCUCUGACCGUUUCCUACCGUUCGUCGCUUCCACACCAAUCGUUACAGAAUACUCUCUCUUUGCUCUCCCUCUCACUUCAAUCGGGUAGUACAGCGAAUGGUUCAGAGAGACCGAUUGCGUUAUGUCGCUCAGUCUCUGAGUCGAAAUAGUUUGCGAUCGGCUUUGUUUUACUCAGUUUUUUAACUGCUUAAGAUCUAUUUUAUCAAAAAUGUUUUGCAAUUUUGUUGAUAACACAACAUCACAGACAAAUAUACAAGCAAUUUCCAUCAUGCCAAAUACAAAUUUACGGCAAAGUGUUUUGUUGGAUUCUCUCCUCUUUGAACGUAUUCGUGUGUGACUCGGGUUAACGGACGGAGCGGGCAAAGCAAUUCACGAAGUAUUUGUGUCGCUGGGAGAAGCGAUUGAGCAAGUCGCUGGCAGCCUGAGUGUACUGUUCGCUCGCGACUGGUUGCGAGCUCCAGUCGCCAAAGGUUCGCUCGGCGAUGAGUGAGUGAUUUCUGAUGUUUGAACCGAAAAUCAGGACCCUUGCGAGGAAUUUUGAGAGAUUUUGUGGGAGAAAAUAAUGUGUGACUUAUUAUUUAUUUUGGAAAUUUGUCUGGGAUAACCUUAUUUUUAACAUAUCAUUUUUUACUAAACCAAUUAAAGCAAGCCAAUGCCGUCUAUUUGAGAAUGUCCUUCAAAACUUUUCAAAGUGAGUUUGAAAAAAAAAACUUCUCUGCUUUGACUGAAAAAGUUGCAUAGCACUGUAAAAGUGAUGAAUUUACGCAUUUUUAGAGGUAAUUUUUUUUUCUCAUGGAAUAGAUGUAGCCAUUCCCAGAGGUAAUAUUACCAUUGUUAUCAUUUUUAGUGCACCCCUUUCUAGAUGUAACAUUACCAUGAUUUUAUUUAGUGUUCGGUUAGAACAGACACCAAACCGCAGUCCCGAACUUUUCACUCGACGGUACACAGUUGAAAAAGGAUGAAAAUUUGAAAGGUUGAUAAUAUUUAUGAUUGAUUUUUUUUUUCGAACCAUGAUGAGCUUAGUAAAGAAGUAUUCAAAAUACUUCAGGAAGUAGUUUUCAACCAUUUUUUUUUAUUUUUUAACUAGAAUAAUGAAAGCAUUGAUAAAUAGGAUUAUAUCUGUAAAAAAAAUUCUCAAAGCAAAAAAGUACGAAUGGGAAAAUGGACGGCAAUAUCGGAUUCUUUGGAAAAUUUUACACUUAGAACAGUUGAAAUUAGUUUCUGAGUAAAAAAAAAUAAGUGUCAUUGAAACAGAAUUUAAAAAUAUCUUCAGAUUUACAGGCAUUUUUGUAGAACAAGAUUCUCAGUAAAUUUUGAAAAUAUAUAAUUCAUGCUACAAAAUUUGUGUUGUAAAUAAUGAAUUUUCAACGAAUUUUAAUCAAACUUGGAACUCUUUACCUCAAAUUUAUAAACAUGUUAUUAAAAGUUCGUAGAUUUCGUUGAACAAACAUUCAAUUGUAAAUUUUACAAUUUAAACAUCAAAAGACAUCUUAUUAAUGACCAAUUUGACGUGAUACACUCGAUUUACGUACUUUUAGGCUGAUAUUUAAAAAAACACAUUUACUGUCAAUGUCACCCCAGUUUGUAAAAUAUCAAGUUUCAACUAAACUAUUUUUUGAAGCACUGUUGAUAUUUAUAUUUUUUAUUUUUCAAAAUACGUGCAUGGACAUUGUGAGUCCUAGUCCAGUGCAUGUUUUAAAAAUAUGAUGCUUAAGAUAAGGCUUACCGUUUUAAUUAUAUUUCAGAAAUAAAUUGAAACCAUAUCAAUCUCACCCCGAAUAAAGAACAUGACUCAUGAAAAGGUAAAUUUUACACAUUUAAGAAGUAAUAACCAUGUUUUUCUGACACAAAAUCUGCGAACAACCCUCGUUGUAAUAAAAUCAUGUUGUUUUUUCAAUGUGAUAUGUAAAACAAAUAUAAAUAAUCAAUGCACUCUAUGGGACUAUAUUGAUGUUAACACUGCCUUAGAUCAGGGCAUAAUAAACAUAAUAAAGUGGAAAGUCAACCCAAAA